Molecule: messenger RNA, 3312 nt
Organism: Carcharodon carcharias (great white shark)
Lineage: Eukaryota; Metazoa; Chordata; Chondrichthyes; Lamniformes; Lamnidae
Gene: ero1b
Product: endoplasmic reticulum oxidoreductase 1 beta
Exons: 16
Coding region: 252-1637 (461 amino acids)
Biological process (GO): protein folding in endoplasmic reticulum
Cellular component (GO): endoplasmic reticulum membrane; endoplasmic reticulum
Molecular function (GO): FAD binding; thiol oxidase activity; protein-disulfide reductase activity
Source: RefSeq, a predicted model, not a curated record
AGAGGGAGAUCGAGCGCCGAAAUGGGCAAGGUGCUGCUGCCGCGCGCACGACGCCGGGACGUCGCGUGGGCGUGCGUGAGAAGGUGCUGGGCGGCCUCUUCUGGAAGGCAAGACAGAUGAGAGGGGCGGAGGAGUGGAGCACCUGGAUAGCCGGUGCACAGUCCAGUCCAUCGCCGAGUUCUGUCAGUCUCUCUCUCUCUCGUCUUUGACUUCAACAACGCCGCGAGCACGGGCUAACAGGAACGGCGGCGAUGAGAGCGGUCCGGGCGGCGCUGGCCGCCGCUGUCCUCAGCUUGUGUUGGCUCUCGGAUACCGGCAGCACUAUCACCAACCAGCUGACAGGUGUCCUGGAUGACUGCUUCUGUGACAUAGAAAGCAUUGAUGACUUCAACAGCUACAAGAUCUUCCCUAAACUAGAAAAAUUGCUCGAAAGGGAUUACUUCAGAUAUUAUAAAGUGAAUUUGAAGAGGCCCUGCCCCUUCUGGUUAAAUGAUGGGCACUGCUCGAUUAAGGACUGCCAUGUAAAGCCUUGUUCUGAGAGUGAGAUUCCAAUUGGAAUUAAAGCAGCUAAUUACAACAAAUAUUCUGUGGAAGCAAGUACAGUAGAAGAUUUGCAAGACUGCGAGGAAGCAAAUAAGCUUGGGGCUGUCAACAGCACGUUGAGUAACCAAACAAAAGAAGCUUUCAUUGAUUGGGCAAGAUAUGAUGAUGCACAAGACCAUUUUUGUGAACUUGAUGAUGAGUUAUCACCUGAUGCUGAAUAUGUGGAUCUCCUUCUGAAUCCAGAACGUUACACUGGAUAUAGGGGAUUGUCAGCUUGGAGGGUGUGGAACAGCAUCUAUGAAGAGAACUGCUUCAAGCCUCGUUCUGUAUAUCGUCCUCUGAAUCCACUGGCACCCAGCAGAGGAAACGACGAUGGCGAGCCUUUCUACAAGUGGUUGGAAGGUCUAUGCCUUGAAAAGAGAGUAUUUUACAGGUUGAUUUCUGGGCUCCAUGCUAGUAUCAAUCUACACCUCAGUGCAAAGUAUCUCCUUGAUGAUGGAUGGGGAAGAACUAGAUGGGGACCAAAUUUAGAAGAAUUCCAAUCUCGGUUUCAUCCGACUGAAACAAAAGGAGAAGGUCCAAGAAGGUUGAAAAACCUUUAUUUUUUGUACUUAAUUCAACUGAGAGCUUUGUCCAAAGUAGCUCUGUAUUUUGAACGUGCCAUUGUCGACUUGUACACUGGAAAUGCAACAGAAGAUGCAAUUACCAAACAACAGCUGCUGGAAGUUCUCAAGGAAACGAAGUCAUUUCCUAUGCAUUUUGAUGAGAAGUCCAUGUUUGCAGGCAACAAGAAAGAGGCUAAAACACUGAAGGAGGAAUUCAGGCUCCAUUUUAAGAACAUCUCUCUCAUAAUGGACUGUGUUGGAUGUGACAAGUGCAGAUUAUGGGGUAAACUUCAGACUCAGGGUUUGGGUACUGCUCUGAAGAUUUUAUUUUCUGAACGAGAAAUCAAGAAUCUUCCCGAGCGGAGUCCUUCAUCAGGUUUUCAGCUCACUAGACAGGAGGUUGUCGCUCUUCUGAAUGCAUUUGGCAGACUUUCAACAAGUAUACAAGAGUUACAGAAUUUCAAAAUGCUGUUAAAGGACAAGAGGUAACAAAUGCUGCGGAAACAACAACGGAUGGGUGCUGGGUAGAGACUUUGUAAUAUUGUCCCAGCCCCUGGCACUCAACAAAACUUCAGGCUCUUCAGGGAUCCAGUAGCUGCUGCACAUUUUACAGUAUUGCAUUGGCUUGAACUACAUUGAGUGAAAGGUAAAGAGGUGGAUGUGGUUUGGUAAUAAUGAACAACUUUUUACAUUUCAUUUAAUAGCACUUCCUUGUGAGCCUGAUACAAUGAAAUGCUCUGAAGGUUCUUGAUUAUUCCCAAACCUACAGUGUUCAUGGUAAGUCUUUUUUGAAGUUAACUUACCAAAUAUUUGGAUUUCUUUGAUUUCAAAAACUACUAAGCCUUAUAAAUCUGAGCAGUUCUAGGUUUGUCUGCACUAAUCUGUUAAAAUGCAAAUGUAGUUUUGUUUUUAACCUCAAUCGUUUGAGAGGAUUUUCUGGAACCUAACUUGCCAGUAUUAUUCUUGGGCAGUGCUUCAGUAUCUUUGAUCAUUGGCUUAAAGUCCUAAUGAACCCAUUAAAAUGGACAGAAUCCCUUCAAAAAUAAUGCCUGCUACUCUGGGGAACAUUACUGUCAGAUUGUGUCAUUUGUACAUUAAGUGAGGGCACAAGACUUUUGUAAUUAAAAAUAAAAGCAAUUGUUGGAAAAAUGUUAAUUUCAACUACUGCACAAUAAGCUAAAUGGGCUUUAUAGCAAUGUUCAAAUGUGUAGCCAAACCCUGUGGAGAAAUGGAAGCCGUUUCUAAAUGUUGGUAACCUACUUAAGUAAUGGAGGGUUUUAAGACCACUUAAAAAAAAAUUGACUGUCGUAAGGAUCUUUAGAAUUCAUCAGAUAUCAAAUGUAAGGAAUGUCUCUUUCACAAUUUGGUAACCCUGCACUUCUAAAUGUUAGCCAUGGAAAGAAAUUGGAUCAUCACUAUCCAUAGCUUCAGGCUACAACAUGCAUGUAAAAGCAUACAUUACCACAGCAACUUGGACUCCUUGUGGGGUGCUGAGUGGCUUCAUUGGCUGGAUGGCUGAUGUAGAUCAGACUGGUGCCAACAGCACAGAGUUCAAUUCCUAUUCCAGCUGGGGUGGAUCGGGGACCUGUCUCCUUGCCCUACUUGUGGUAGAGAAUGCAAUGCUGUGGGUUGGAGACUCCUUCGGGCAGAGAAUUCAAAAAGAAACACUUCUAAGUGACAAUGGUUUUCCAAACCAAAAAGUAAUAAUAUUUGAGUAAAUGUGUGCUUCAUAUUUGCUUUCCACAUGAAAUAGAUGUCAGUAUCAUGAUAUAGUUUGUUUCCAAUGACUGCUUUUAUGUUAGAUUUUAGUAUCCUGUGUUAAGCAGGUCACUCUCUGAACUGACCAAAUACAGCUGCCUAACCUGCUGACAUAUUUGAUGGGCAGCUACCUUUUGGAAGCAAGGAUCAAAGCAAUGUGACUGUUUAAAAGCUACUUGUGGGUAUAAACUAAAUUAUUGUUGGAGCACCUGCAGCAAGGAUAUCAUGAGAUAUAGCACAAAUAAUAGUGACUAUGUUUUGUUAUGUAAACUGUAUUUUCUGCCUUUAUGUUGGUGUCUUAACUUGGUUGUUGCUGAAACCUGUUCAGCCCCUGUAUUGUUGGUGUGAAACUUCUGCUUGGUUCACAUACGUGUGUUUCAAAAUAUUAAAGCCUACGAUAAAAGUU